GUAGUGCUGCGUCCUCGCUCGCUCUGAUCUGCCGUUGUUGCCCCUCUUUCUCCGCCGCGGCAGGAUGGCGCCUCCCCAGAACGAAAAGCUCGACGCUGAGCAACGCUCCCCAUCACCAUCCACGUCCUCGUCGGACCGCGAGCAAAAUGAUUCCGAAGCAGUCAAUGACAAGAGACUCCUGCGCAAACUCGACCGCACCUUGUUGCCGCCAUUGUCCAUCCUCUAUUUACUUUCAUUCCUGGAUCGCAGCAAUGUCGCGAAUGCAAAGCUUGAGGGCUUGACAGAGGAUUUGGGCAUAUCCGGAGAUGUUUACCUGACCAGCUUGACGCUGUAUUUUGUCGGUUACGUCCUCUUCGAAAUUCCCUGUAACAUCAUCCUCAAGCGUACGACGCCGCGGCUCUGGCUCCCAACGCUAACACUGGUCUGGGGCAUCGUGUCCACACUGAUGGGUCUCACGCAAAACCGUGACGGCUUCCUUGCGGUUCGCUUCUUCCUCGGCGUCGCUGAAAGUGGUCUCUUCCCAGGUUGUGUCUGGUAUUUGAGCAUGUGGUACAAAAGACCCGAGCGUGUGUACCGCGUCGCGCUGUUCUUCAGCGCAGCGAGCCUUGCAGGCGCAUUUGGUGGAAUAUUGGCCUUUGCCAUUGGUAAGAUGCGUGGCGUCGCGGAUUUAAGUGGCUGGCGCUGGAUCUUCAUCCUUGAAGGUCUUCUCACCAUUGUCGUCUCCAUAGUCUCUUACGCCUUUAUCCAUAACUACCCAACCAGCGCCCGUUUCCUAACCCCUUCGGAACGCAGCGCGGUCCAAUCUCGCCUUUCUGGCGAGCGCGACGCUACCGCUAGCGAGCCAUUUCGCUGGUCUUCCGUUCUUUUAGCUCUCAAAGACCCCAAAUGCUGGCUCUACGGCUGCGUAUUCCACUCACUAUCUCUUCCUCUUUACACGCUCUCUCUUUUCCUCCCCAGCAUUAUCGCUGCGCUUGGUUACACCGCCGCCUCGGCGCAACUCCUGUCCGUCCCCCCCUACGCCAUCGCCACCCUUCUCACUCUUGGCCUCGCUGCUCUUUCCGAGCGCCUCCACCGUCGCGUGCCCUUCAUUCUCGCAUCCCUCCUCCUCGCCGCAGUGGGAUACUCCGUCCUCCUUGCCCACGCAAAAUCCGCCGACCCUACGCAUAACCCCGGUCGCGCGUAUGCUGGCGCGUGUCUCGCAGCUGCGGGCAUCUAUCCCGCGACGGCGCUGGGGCUGGGUUGGCCGGCAAUGAAUGUAGGAGGUCCGACGAAGCGGGCAACUGCCACAGCGCUGCAGAUCAGUGUUGGGAAUAUUGGAGCCGUGAUUGGGACGCAGUUAUAUCGUCCGAGUACAGCGCCGGGGUAUGCUUUGGGGCAUGCGGUGGCAUUGGGAUAUGUUUUGGCGGGAAUAGGGGUGGUAAGUGGAUUGUGGUGGGUUUUGGUGAGAGAAAAUGGAAGGAGGGAGACGUUGUUAAGGGGUGAGGGUGUUGCGGAGGGAGAGGCUGUGCAGAGUGGUGCCGCUGGUGGUGACCAGGAGGAGGAUUUACGUGAUGAUGAUGAUUUAAGGUGGCGGUUUGCGGUGUGAUGUGAGUGUACUUUUGUACUAAGGAAAUAAAUAGAUAUGUAAGCUGAGAAGAAAGUAGAAAAAGUGCUAGAAAAAAAAGCAGAUAGGCUUCGGUUGGGAUUUUAAUCCC
Aplosporella prunicola CBS 121167 is the source of this 1694-nucleotide messenger RNA. RefSeq lists its product as uncharacterized. Gene Ontology annotation, cellular component: membrane. Gene Ontology annotation, biological process: transmembrane transport. The transcript is spliced from 5 exons. Gene Ontology annotation, molecular function: transmembrane transporter activity. The record is from RefSeq and is a predicted model, not a curated record. The coding region runs from base 65 to 1585 and encodes 506 amino acids. Lineage: Eukaryota; Fungi; Ascomycota; Dothideomycetes; Botryosphaeriales; Aplosporellaceae.